CAGUACAACACGACCCAUUCGACAACUUACCAAUAAGAGUCAGUCCAGUAGUCCACAACCCAUCUUCAGCUUCUACUUGCAGCAUGAACAAGAAGAUUGACCAAAUAAAAAGCUUCAAAGGAGGCAAAAGGACUAAUAUAAAUUAGUACAUAGCAGUGAAAUUGAAGGUAAUUCGUUUGCCAGGGAAAUCAAUUCUCAAAAUUUCCCCAAAAUUUUGGUCAACUUAGUUUUUUCCUCAUUCAGGGCUUCCAUAAAGGAAUUUCCAGUAUAGAGAUCAUUGUUUUGUAGGUGGUCUGACACUGUAUGAUAAUCAUAUUUUCUGCAGUUCCACCACAUGGAUGAUCAUCAGGAAAUGGAAAGGUUUGGGAUGGAGAACGAUUUUGAAGAUGGUCAGUGGAUCGGUGGCGAGUUCUACUACCGGAAGCGCAAAGAAAAGAAGCAUGUUCAAACCAAAGAUGAUGUCCUCUAUGGUGUUUUUGCUUCCGACGAUAGUGACUCUGACUACGAGGGAUCCUCCAAGAAGCGGAAAAAAGGCCUUUCCACGAAGGCUGACCUCACCAAACCUGUCAACUUUGUUUCAACUGGAACUGUCAUGCCCGACCAAGAAAUAGAUCGCAAUUUCAAAGAGGAGAAGAACCAGAAAAUGUCCGAAGAGAGCAAAGGUUUGGGAUCUGGAGCAUCUGUUGGCCUUGGAUUUGGUACUAGUUCCUCGAAGAAUAUUGCUGCUGAUGAAUACACCAAAACACAGGCCCAGGUUGAAAUUGAAGAGGAAAACUUUCUGCCCACUGCUUUUGGGAGGAAGAUUAAAGAAGGUGCCCUAAGACGUGAGAAGGAAAGGGAAAAGGAGAAGUCUAUGUUGGCCAAGAAAUCUUCUGAAUCAGGGAGAAGGGAACCUGGUGGUGAUGUUGGUGGCUUUGAGAAGCAUACCAAGGGGAUUGGGAUGAAGUUGCUUGAGAAGAUGGGUUAUAAGGGAGGUGGGUUGGGAAAAAAUGAGCAAGGAAUUUUGGCUCCGGUCGAGGCAAAGCUUAGGCCCAAGAAUAUGGGAAUGGGCUUCAACGACUAUAAGGAGACUAGUGCACCAACUCUUCAAGAAUCAGAGGGAAAGCCUGUUGCUCGUCCUGCUCAACCUGUGGAAGGCCACUCAAAAGAGAAGCUUUGGUCAAAGCAAGCUAAAAAACUGAAGAAGGUUUACAUUACAGCUGAAGAGUUGUUAGCCAAAAAGCAGGAGCAGGGCCUGGAAGUUGUUCAGAAGGUCUUUGAUAUGAGGGGUCCACAGGUUCGAGUCUUGACGAAUCUGGAGAACUUGAACGCUGAAGAUAAAGCAAGGGAAAAUGAUGUUCCAAUGCCUGAACUUCAGCAUAAUAUUAGGUUGAUUGUGGAUUUGGCGAACUNCCUUGAUCAGUUCUAUUGGGUCCGUACUUGGGCUACUGCUAUUCCCAUCCAUCACAUGCUUCCAAUACUGGAUAUAUUCUUCAACAAGUGGGAAGUAGUUUUGUAUCACUGGUUAUGCUCAAAAAACCCGAACUUUGAAGAAGUGACAAAAUGGUAUUUGGGUUGGAAGGUACUCAUUCCACCUGAACUUCUGGCAAAUGAACACGUUCGCUAUCGACUUAAUGUCGGUCUAGACAUGAUGAACCAGGCUGUUGAAGGUUCAGAGGUGGCUGAACCUGGUCUGAGGGAGAACAUAAGUUAUCUUAGGGUUCUUGAACAAAGGCAGUUUGAGACUCAGAAAAAAGCAGCAGCGCAAUCUCAAUCCCGUCCUUCUGUGGGCUCGAACAGUGGAAUCCAAAUGGACGGUACAGGUGGCGGGGAUGAGAUGAACUUGAAAAGAGUUAUUGAAGUUUAUGCACAACAGAAUGAUUUGUUGUUCCAGCUUAAGCCCGGGCGAAUGCAAGAUGGUCAUCAGAUAUAUGGUUUUGGUAAAAUCAGCAUUAUUAUAGAUUCUCUCAAUCAGAAGGUAUUUGCACAAGUAGAGGACAGGUGGUCUUUGGUGUCACUUGAGCAGCUGUUGGACCUGCAAAAGUCAAAGAGCCGAUAAGCAUCUUAAGUUCUUGAAUUUCUCAGUACGAAAGCAACUCCAAGUAAUGUGUAGGCUUCACGUACCUUUCUGCACUGGGAUCUUUCAUUGUGCUGCAGCAAGUCAUGAGAAGAUGAAGUGCUUCUUUUCUCCCUAGUGGCAUUUUACUGCUUCUUUAGUGAGAUUUUAAGUUGUAAGUUUCCUUCGUCCUACAUUGGCAUUUGGCAAAAUCACUAGAAAUGAGAGAGACGUGAGUGUCAGUCUUUCUGGCUCAGAUAGCAGCCCUUCAAAUUUUUUACAUAGAUUUCAUAUUGUAUUUAUUCGUGAAUUUCUUUAUAUAGAAGCACUACAUGUUCAAUAUCUAUUUAA
Nicotiana tabacum (common tobacco) is the source of this 2386-nucleotide messenger RNA. The record is from RefSeq and is a predicted model, not a curated record. NCBI's taxonomy places the organism in Eukaryota, Viridiplantae, Streptophyta, Magnoliopsida, Solanales, Solanaceae.